AUGUCUAUGAUGCAAUAGCCAUUUUCUUUCUCAAAUGUAUAUUACAGUUUUGACGGCAAUGAUUAGAGAAUCAAGAUAAAUUAGCUCCAAAUAAUCUAACAUAAAUUUAUAAAGUGUCUAAACAAUCUCAUUAGACAUUAAAAUAAUAAGAAGAAAGGAAAUAUAAUUGUUUUGCCAAGUCAAAAUAAUCAAUUAUAUGUAUUAUUCAUUCUAAAAUUCAAGAUUAUUUUUUAGGAUGACAAAAUCUUGAGAUAGCUUAAAGUUUAGGAGUCAAAUGAUAGUACUUUCAUGUCUUUUCCAAGAAAUUAAUUUCCUCUCAUAUCAUAUUAACCUUAUCCUUAGUUUUAUGCUAAUUAUCCACAAGAAUAAUUUGCAGCGAUGCAAUACUAAAUAACUAAUCCAAUCUUAUAAUCUUAAGAUAGAUUUUUAGUCUAACCUAAACAAGUGUAAUCGAGUCAGCAUUUUCGAAUGUCUGAUUUUUAGUUAUUUGGUUCACAUGAUGAUUCUGAAUCUAUUGAACCUCAAUAAGUUGAAUAAGAGAGUAAAGAACACAAAAAUUCAUAUUUUAAGUUAAAGAAUAGAAUUAAAAAAGGAAAGGUAAAUGAUACGAAAAAUAUUACAAAAAAUUUUUCUAAAGCAAUAAUUACCUAUAUUAUAUAAAAUAAAGAUAUUGGACUAAAAAUAAUGAAUUACGAGCAAUUUGAAGAAUUUGUAAGCAUUUUAAAAGACAAGAAAAAUCAGAUGACUAACAUCAAACAACUCAGAGAUCUUUGGGUUGAAACUAAUGAAGAGAAAAGUCAAUAAUUUAAUAAAGCAUUUAGAAUCUUUAGUGAAUACUUCUUAAAACAAUAAUCAGUAUCUUACAUUUACAAUUCAAGAAUAGCAAAUACUGGAUGGCACUUAAAAUACAGGUAUAACUUACUUCGAGCACUUAAAGAACCAGCAAAUUUUAAGUACAUCAAAGAUAUUUGA
Messenger RNA from Paramecium tetraurelia, 972 nucleotides. RefSeq lists its product as uncharacterized. The record is from RefSeq and is a predicted model, not a curated record. The transcript is spliced from 4 exons. Lineage: Eukaryota; Ciliophora; Oligohymenophorea; Peniculida; Parameciidae.